Ctenocephalides felis (cat flea) is the source of this 1221-nucleotide messenger RNA. Its product is annotated as retinal homeobox protein Rx2-like. Gene Ontology annotation, biological process: positive regulation of transcription by RNA polymerase II. Lineage: Eukaryota; Metazoa; Arthropoda; Insecta; Siphonaptera; Pulicidae. Bases 1 to 1128 code for a protein of 375 amino acids. Gene Ontology annotation, molecular function: DNA-binding transcription factor activity, RNA polymerase II-specific; RNA polymerase II cis-regulatory region sequence-specific DNA binding. The transcript has 5 exons. The record is from RefSeq and is a predicted model, not a curated record.
AUGGAAGAAGAAGCAGUACUAGCUACAGAAAAGCUCAUGCAUUCAGCGCGCUUAAUUCAAUCCGGAGGAUGUGGGGCGUAUGCAACAUCGGUCACCGCGACUGGAAACGGCGGCUCCGGCGGCCUCGAGAUAAAGCCGUCGCGAAGUCCGGGUAGCGGGAGUGCUCCUAGUGGACCGCGGCAUACGAUAGACGCUAUUCUAGGACUUUCAGGAAGGACAGCCAACUCUCUAAAUAACGAUCGUAGUGAUUCCGGCGGUGAGGGUAGUUGCAAUUCUAACGAUGGUGCCGACAUGCGCUACUCCACAUUGCGGCAUUGCGAGCUCACCCAAAACGGCACCUCUCUCCAAACCUCCGCUCAUCAGGUCCUGCACCAAGAUAUGCACCAGAGCAUACACCAGUCUCCUGGUGUAUCACAACAAAGCUUGGGCAGCGGGUCCGAAGACGAAGGCGGAAAUGGUCAAGCCAUGGACGGAUCAGCGAGUGGUGACAACGAUGGAUCCUGUGGAGGAAAAAAGAAGCAUAGGAGGAAUAGAACGACUUUUACUACGUAUCAGUUGCAUGAACUUGAACGAGCUUUUGAGAAGUCACAUUAUCCGGACGUUUAUUCGAGAGAGGAACUGGCGAUGAAAGUAAAUUUGCCAGAAGUCAGAGUACAGGUUUGGUUUCAAAAUCGACGUGCAAAAUGGCGAAGACAAGAAAAAAUGGAAGCUGCACGUCUCGGCCUGAGUGAAUACCACGCGGUCAGUUCGCUCUCGAGGAUAACAGGUUCCAGCUUAGCAUUGCCCAUGGACCCGUGGCUUUCGCCACCACUGCUGAGCGCCCUUCCUGGUUUUCUGAGCCAUCCCCAAACAGGUUACCCAAGCUACCUGACACCACCAGUCGUCGGAGACGCACCACCGUCUCUAACGAACCCUUCCCAGAGACACUGCCCGCCGCAAUUGCCGCUCGGUGGUGCCGGCGCUGGUGACCAGCACUCGGCAGUGGCGUCGGCAAGUCCGUCGCCCAACGGGCACCUUCCACCAGGCGGCAACAGCGAUCGAGACCCGAGAUCGACGAGUAUUGCUGCCCUCAGACUUAAGGCCAAAGAACACGUCGAGAGCCUGUCCAAGGGAUUGCAGAUGGUAUAAGAUGAUUGUGUUAAUGAAUUUAUAAUCAAAGACACUAUGUGGAUUUACUUAAUGAUCUGGGAAUCAGAUACGUGCAAGAAAAUUGUUAAUGAA